AUGGUGAAGGUGGGGCCAUGGGGUGGCAACGGAGGGAAUGUGUGGGAUAUGGGACAAGCCGACCACAUUACCAAACUUCGAAUCUAUUACGGAGAUAACAUUGUGGGGUUGGAGAUUACCUACAUUCUUAACGGUAAUUCCCACACCUACAAACGUGGAACCACCACCGGCGCUUCCAAGGAGAUCAUCCUUGAGGAGGACGAGUACUUCACUUCUAUCUCCGGAUACUUUCAUGCAUUAUCCAAUUAUCAGCGACAUGCAAUUGUGAUGUUGCUUACUCUUGAUACCAACAAGGGUGCAUCCAUAAGUGUCGGUAACAAGACUGGCUCUUCCUUCGCCCUUACUUUAGAGGAGGGGAGUAGGAUUCUGGGCUUCUUUGGGCGAGCUGGUGCUUCUUAUCAUGCUACACCUCUGAGGGAGUUUUUUGCUACAUAUAGGUCUGGAAACUUUGGUGUUGUCAAGAUGGGCAACUGUGGCACAGCGGACAUCAUUGGCAUGGGUGAUAUCCAUUUAAAGACCAACCUUGGCUGCAAGUUGGGGAGAAUGGUGAAGGUGGGGCCAUGGGGUGGCAACGGAGGGAAUGUGUGGGAUAUGGGACAAGCCGACCACAUUACCAAACUUCGAAUCUAUUACGGAGAUAACAUUGUGGGGUUGGAGAUUACCUACAUUCUUAACGGUAAUUCCCACACCUACAAACGUGGAACCACCACCGGCGCUUCCAAGGAGAUCAUCCUUGAGGAGGACGAGUACUUCACUUCUAUCUCCGGAUACUUUCAUGCAUUAUCCAAUUAUCAGCGACAUGCAAUCGUGAUGUCGCUUACUCUUGAUACUAACAAGGGUGCAUCCAUAAGUGUCGGUAACAAGACUGGCUCUUCUUUCGCCCUUACUUUAGAGGAGGGGAGUAGGAUUCUGGGCUUCUUUGGGCGAGUUGGUACAGCCAUUGACGCUAUUGGGAUUCACUGCUCAUUGCCUAACUAA
Molecule: messenger RNA, 978 nt
Organism: Musa acuminata AAA Group (dessert banana)
Lineage: Eukaryota; Viridiplantae; Streptophyta; Magnoliopsida; Zingiberales; Musaceae
Product: jacalin-related lectin 3-like
Exons: 5
Coding region: 1-978 (325 amino acids)
Source: RefSeq, a predicted model, not a curated record